AGCACGUGUAAUGAUGGGCUUUGCCUUUAUUCCUUUGUGCAAACUUUUGCUUCCAGCCACCAAAGCCAGAGGGAAAACCAAGCUGCUGCUAUUGACAGUACAACCCGAAGGAGGUGGGGCCAUCCCCAGGGAGCCUCUGGGGCUUGCUGACAUCCAUGACUACCAGCUGCAGGCUCCGGCCCACUCCUCAUCCCCUGCUGGGGCCCCCCAGGAGCGGUGGCACCCCCUGGAGGAGCGACUGGGAAGGCUGGAGGCUGAGGUCACGGAGCUCAGAGAACAGAGCAAAGACCUGCAGGGGAGGGUGAGGCAGCUGGAGUCCUCUGAAUGCCACCCGGCUUCGCCCCAGUGCUGGGGGCUGGAUCGCGCCUGUCCCGAGGGGGCUCGCUGGGAGCCUGAUGCCUGCACAGCCUGUGUCUGCCAGGACGGGGCUGCACGCUGUGUCCCCCAGCCUGGGCUGCCCCAUUGCCAUGGCUGCAGCCACAAUGGUCAGGCCUAUGGCAAUGGGGAGACCUUCACCACAGAUGCCUGUACCACCUGCCGCUGCCUGGAAGGAGCCAUAACCUGCACCCAGAAGCCAUGCCCAAGAGGACCCUGCCCGGAGCCGGGAGCGUGCUGCCCGCACUGCGAGCCCGGCUGUACUGGAGGCCACAGGAGUGGGGAAACGUGGCAACUGGAGCCCUGUGUCAUCUGUACCUGUCAGGCAGGGACGGUGCAGUGCCAGGGGCCCUCAUGCUCAGAGCUCAACUGCCUGGAGAGCUACACCCCACCUGCUGAGUGCUGCCCCAUCUGCCGGCCAGGCUGUGAGUAUGAGGGGCAGCUUUAUGAGGAGGGGGCCAACUUCCUGUCCAGCUCCAACCCUUGUCUCCAAUGCUCCUGCCUGAAGAGCCUGGUUCGCUGUGUGCCCAUGAAGUGCCCGCCCAUCCCCUGUCCUGAACCAGUCCUGAGGCCCGGGCACUGCUGCCCGACCUGCCAAGCCCAAGGCUGCACGGAAGGUGGUUCUCACUGGGAGCAUGGCCAAGAGUGGACCACACCUGGGGACCCCUGCCGGAUCUGCCAGUGCCUGGAGGGCCACAUCCGGUGCCACCAGCAAGAAUGUGCCAGCCUGUGCCCUUACCCUGCCCGGCCCCUCCCAGGCACCUGCUGCCCUGUGUGCGAUGGCUGUUUCCUAAACGGGCGAGAGCACCGCCGCGGGGAGCCCGUGGGCUCUGGGGACCCCUGCUUCCACUGCCCUUGUGUCAACGGGAGUGUCCACUGUGAGCCUCUGCCCUGCCCACCGACGCCCUGCAGACACCCAGGCAGGAUCCCUGGGAAGUGCUGCCCAGUCUGUGACAGCUGUGAGUACCAGGGACACCAGUAUCAGAGCCAGGAGACCUUUAGACUCCAAGAGAGUGGCCGCUGUGUCCGCUGCUCCUGCCAGGCCGGCGAGGUCUCCUGUGAGGAGCAGGAGUGCCCGGGCGCUCCCUGCACCCUGUCUGACUCUGGCCCUCAGCUCUGCCCAGCCUGCGUGCUUGGUGGAGAGGAGUUUGCUGAGGGGGUCCAGUGGGAGCCUGAUGGUCAGCCCUGCACAACCUGUUCCUGUCAAGCUGGGGUGCCCGUGUGCAGGGCUUUGCUCUGCUCCCCAGCCCCCUGCCAGCACCCCACCAAGCCCCCCGGUGCCUGCUGCCCCAGCUGUGAGAGCUGCACCUACCACGGCCAAGUGUACUCCAACGGGCAGAAUUUCACAGAUGCAGACAGCCCUUGCCACACCUGCCACUGUGAGGAUGGGACCGUGACAUGCUCCUUGGUCAACUGCCCUCCCACAACCUGUGCCAGGCCCCAGAGUGGACCCGGCCAGUGCUGCCCCAGAUGCCCAGACUGCAUCCUGGAGAAGCAAGUGUUUAUGGAUGGCCAGAGCUUCUCCCACCCCCGAGACCCCUGCCAGGAAUGCCAGUGCCGGGAAGGCCAUGCCCACUGCCAACCUCGGGCCUGCCCCAGGGCCUCCUGUGCUCACCCGCUGCCUGGUCCCUGUUGCCAGAACAACUGCAAUGGCUGUGCCUUUGGUGGAAAAGAGUACCCCAACGGAGCAGACUUCCCCCACCCCUCCGACCCCUGCCGCCUGUGUCACUGUCUGAGCGGCCACGUGCAGUGCCCGGCCCGCCGCUGCCCGCCCUUGCGCUGUCCAGAGCCGCUCCUGUUGCCAGGAGAGUGCUGCCCGCAGUGCGCGGCCACCCCCUCUGGCUGCCCUCGGCCCGGGGGCGGGGUCCCCGUCCGCCACCAGGAGCACUUCUCCCAGCCCGACGACCCCUGCCGCCGCUGCCUCUGCCUCGACGGCUCCGUGUCCUGCCAGCGGCUGCCCUGCCCACCAGCGCCCUGCGCCCACCCGCGCCAGGGGCCCUGUUGCCCCUCCUGUGACGGCUGCCUGUACCAGGGGAAGGAGUUCGCCAGCGGCGAGCGCUUCCCUUCGCCCACUGCCCGGUGCCACGUCUGCCUCUGCUGGGAGGGCAGCGUCAGCUGCGAGCCCAGGACCUGUGCCCCAGCACAGUGCCCCUUCCCUGCCAGGGGUGACUGCUGCCCUACCUGUGAUGGCUGUGAGUACCUAGGGGAGUCCUACCUGAGCAGCCAGGAUUUUCUGGAUCCCCGAGAGCCCUGCAAUCUGUGUACCUGUCUCGGAGGCUUUGUGACCUGCAGCCGCCGGCCCUGUGAGCCUCUGGGCUGCAGCCACCCACUCACCCCGUCUGGGCACUGCUGCCCGACCUGCCAGGGAUGCCUCUAUCAUGGGGUCACCGCUGCCCCUGGAGAGACCCUUCCUGACCCGCUCGACCCCACCUGCUCCAUCUGCACCUGCCAGGAGGGCUCCAUGCACUGCCGGAAGAAGCCAUGUGCUCCUGCUCUGUGCCCCCGGCCCUCCCCGGGGCCUUGCUUCUGCCCUGUUUGCCACAGCUGCCUCUCUCAGGGCCGGGAGCACCAGGACGGGGAGGAGUUUGAGGGGCCCACAGGCCCCUGUGAGCGAUGUCGCUGUCAGGCUGGCCAGGUCAGCUGUGAGUGGCUGCAGUGCCCACCUCUGCACUGCCCACUCCAGGUCACAAAGCCGGGGAGCUGCUGCCCUCGCUGCAGAGGCUGCCUGGUUCAUGGGGAGGAGCACCCUGAAGGCAGUAGCUGGGAGCCCCCCGACAGCCCCUGUUCCUCCUGCAUGUGUCACGAGGGUGUCGUCACCUGUGCCCGCGUCCAGUGUGUCACCUCCUGUGCCCAGCCUCACCUGGGGCCCCGUGACUGCUGCCUUCGAUGCUCUGCCUGUGAGCACGAGGGCCGGAAGUAUGAGCCUGGCGCAGAGCCCUGUGAAGUGUGCACCUGUGAGCUGCAGCCUGAGGGAACUCCCAGCCUUCGCUGUCACCGGCGGCAGUGUCCCAGCCUGGUGGGCUGUCCCGCCAGCCAGCUCCUGCCCCCCGGGCCCCAGCACUGCUGCCCCACCUGUGCCCAGCCGCUGAGUCCCUGCACGGAGCACCUGCGGGGGUCUAAGGUGGCCCCGCCAGACCCCUGCUACACCUGCCAGUGCCAGGACCUGACUUGGCUCUGCGUUCACCGGGCCUGUCCUGAGCCCAGCUGUCCCCUGUCGGAGCGCCAUACCCCCCCUGGGAGCUGCUGCCCCGUGUGCCAGGAAUGUGUGGUGGGAGCUGAGGGCCGGAGAGUGACAGACGGAGAGAGCUGGCGGGACCCCAGCAACGCCUGUAUCACUUGCACCUGCCGUCGGGGCCACGUGGAGUGCCGCCUGGAAGAGUGCCAGGCCCUCUCCUGCCCCCACGGCUGGGCGAAGGUGCGGGAGGCUGGCAGGUGCUGUGAGAGAUGCCAAGCCCCCGUCCAGUCGUGCGCGCACCAGGGCCGGCAGGUGGCCUCCGGGGAGCGCUGGGCCGUGGACGCCUGCACCAGCUGCUCCUGCGUAGCCGGCGCCGUGAGCUGCCAGAGCCAGCGCUGCCCGCCGCUCUCCUGCGGGCCCGACGAGGCCCCCGCCCUGAGUCCCAGCAGCUGCUGCCCCCGCUGCCUGACCCGGCCCGCUUCCUGCAUGGCCUUCGGAGACCCUCAUUACCGCACCUUCGACGGCCGCCUGCUGCACUUCCAGGGCAGCUGCAGCUACGUGCUGGCCAAGGACUGCCGUGGAGGGGACUUUAGCGUGCACGUGACCAACCAUGACCGGGGCCGGAGCGGCGUGUCCUGGACCCACGAGGUGGCUGUGCUGCUGGGAGACGUGGUCGUGCGGCUGCUGCAGGGCGGGGAGGUCACGGUGGACGGGCGCCCCGUCGCCUUGCCCUUCUUGCAGGAGCCUCUGCUGUAUGUGGAGCUGCGGGGACGCACGGUGAUGCUACACGCCCAGCCGGGGCUCCAGGUGCUGUGGGAUGGGCAGUCCCAGGUGGAGGUGAGAGUGCCUGGCUCCUACCGGGGCCAGAUUUGUGGGCUCUGUGGCAACUUCAAUGGCUUUGCCCAGGAUGAUCUGCGGGGCCCCGAGGGGCUGCUCCUGUCCACUGAGGUUGCGUUUGGGAAUAGCUGGCAGGUCCCAGAGGGGCCAGGACCUGGUCGGCCCUGUUCCAAGGGCCGUGAGGUGGAUCCAUGCCGGGUAGCAGGGUACCGUGCCAAGCGUGAGGCCAACGCCCGGUGCGGGGUGCUGAAGUCCUCCCCGUUCAGUCGCUGCCAUGCUGUGGUGCCACCAGAGCCCUUCUUUGCCGCCUGCGUGUAUGACCUCUGUGCUUGUGGUCCUGGCUCCUUGGCUGACACCUGCCUCUGUGACGCCCUGGAAGCCUAUGCCAGCCACUGUCGCCAAGCAGGGGUGACUCCUGCCUGGCGGGGCCCCACGCUCUGCGUGGUGGGCUGCCUCCUGGACCGUGGCUUCGUGUUUGAUGAGUGUGGCCCACCCUGUCCCCGCACCUGCUUCAACCAGCAUGUCCCCCUGGGGGAGCUGGCGGCCCACUGCGUACGGCCCUGUGUUCCCGCCUGCCGGUGCCCCGCAGGCCUGGUGGAGCACGAGGCCCACUGUAUCUCACCCGAGGCCUGCCCCCCAGUCCUACUCACUGGGGACCAGCCACCCAGCACUCUGCCCAACCCCAGCUGGAAGCCCCAGGGGCCACCUUGAGCGAGGACGACACCGACCAGGAUUCAUCAGGCUAGAAGUCUCCCCUCGGAGAGAAGCUCCCACACUGCCCGGGCAUCGGGAGCCUGGGUCUGGGCCCCGCAAAGACCCCAGCUGUGUGGAGUCAGAAGCAGUAAACUCGGGGACUGCCCUAAGGUUUCUCUGUGUGUAUGUGUGCUGCCUCUGGGUGCUGCGCUGGUGGUGU
Kogia breviceps (pygmy sperm whale) is the source of this 5300-nucleotide messenger RNA. Lineage: Eukaryota; Metazoa; Chordata; Mammalia; Artiodactyla; Physeteridae. The record is from RefSeq and is a predicted model, not a curated record.